Molecule: messenger RNA, 1143 nt
Organism: Nycticebus coucang (slow loris)
Lineage: Eukaryota; Metazoa; Chordata; Mammalia; Primates; Lorisidae
Gene: RAB32
Product: RAB32, member RAS oncogene family
Exons: 3
Coding region: 119-796 (225 amino acids)
Biological process (GO): vesicle-mediated transport
Cellular component (GO): Golgi apparatus; vesicle; trans-Golgi network
Molecular function (GO): GTP binding; GTPase activity
Source: RefSeq, a predicted model, not a curated record
UGUGACCCGUCGGGCGGCGGCGCGCGGGCCGCCUCGGGAGAGUUUGGGCGGCCGCCGGGGGGCGCGGCGGGGCAGGGGCCGGCGCGGAGGCCGAGCGCGCCCCAGAGCCGCGGCGCCCAUGGCCGGCGGGGGAGGCGGGGACCCGGUCCGGGGGGCGGCCGCGCCCGCAGCCCCCGAGACUCGCGAGCACCUCUUCAAGGUGCUGGUCAUCGGGGAGCUCGGGGUGGGCAAGACCAGCAUCAUUAAGCGCUACGUCCACCAGCUCUUCUCGCAGCACUACCGGGCCACCAUCGGGGUGGACUUCGCCCUCAAGGUCCUCAACUGGGACAGCAGGACGCUGGUGCGCCUGCAGCUGUGGGACAUCGCGGGGCAAGAGCGGUUUGGCAACAUGACCCGAGUAUACUACAAGGAAGCUGUUGGUGCUUUUGUAGUCUUUGAUAUAUCAAGAGGUUCCACAUUUGAGGCAGUCUUAAAAUGGAAGAAUGAUCUGGAUAGUAAAGUUCAUCUCCCAAAUGGAAGCCCUAUUCCUGCUGUCCUCUUAGCUAACAAAUGCGACCAAAAAAGGGAUGGUGGCCAGAGUCCUUCCCAGAUGGACCAAUUCUGCAAUGAACAUGGCUUUGCUGGAUGGUUUGAAACCUCUGCAAAGGACAACAUUAACAUAGAUGAAGCCGCCCGGUUUCUAGUGGAGAAUAUUCUUGCAAACCACCAAAGCUUUCCUAGUGAAGAAAACGAUGAGGGCAAAAUUAAACUAGAUCAAGAGACCUUGAAAGCAGAGAGCAAAUCCCAGUGUUGCUGAGCUGUCUCCUGCGUCUCUGCGCCUGCCUGGGUUCCCAGCGAGUUCCUGAGAAUGAGUUGCAGAGAGGCCGGCUGUGGGUCUUCCCACAGGCAGCCCUUCAAAAUGCAGCUCCACCGUGCAGUGCCUACAUGAGUUUGAAAAUGGAACAUCUGAGACUGCGUCCCUGCGAGUAGCACCACAGCUUAACAGAUGACCGAUAGGCUUUUGUUGUUGUUGCCAUAUAUUGAGGAUAAUGUUUACAUCCUUUUUAAACAUCUUUUUAAGUGACAGUUCCUCAGGAUUUUGUAAGACUUCCUUCCAAGUUGUAGCUUUCAGUGUAAAGGCUAGGUGGUAAUAAAACCUUACCU